Octopus bimaculoides (California two-spot octopus) is the source of this 769-nucleotide messenger RNA. RefSeq names its product EKC/KEOPS complex subunit Tp53rkb. The record is from RefSeq and is a predicted model, not a curated record. NCBI's taxonomy places the organism in Eukaryota, Metazoa, Mollusca, Cephalopoda, Octopoda, Octopodidae.
AAAUUAAUAAAGGGACACAUUUUCACCUGUCACCAUUAACUGGAUUUGUUCGAAGCAUGGUAUUGAACGGAGAACUUGGUACUUUGGUAAAACAAGGUGCCGAAGCUAAACUGUAUGAGUCUCUAUUUUACGAGCGACCAUGUAUUAUAAAAGAACGAUUCCAGAAAUCCUACAGACAUCCUACACUUGAUAAAAGUUUAACCCAACAACGAUUAAAGUCGGAAGUGCGAGCUAUGCUUCGAUGUCGCAUGAAUGGAAUUCCUGCCCCAGUUGUGUUCUUUACCAACUUAGAGAAUGGCUGUAUUUAUAUGGAGAAAAUCCUCAAUUCUUUGACAAUGAAAGACUACAUAAGAAACUGUCAGCAACAGAAUGGUGUGAUGCAGUGUGCAAGUCAGCUCAGUCCACUGGUACUGAAGAUGGGUGAAAUGGUUGGUAAGAUGCACCAGAAUAACCUCAUUCAUGGGGACUUAACCACAUCUAAUGUAUUGGUACGAGGAGAUCCAGCCAAUUUGGAUCUUGUAUUCAUUGAUUUUGGUUUGAGCCAUUUUGAGAAUAAUGCUGAAGACAAAGGAGUGGAUUUAUAUGUUCUUGAACGAGCAUUGUUAAGUACCCAUCCUAACACUGAACAGGUGUUUACUGAUAUACUUAAUGGUUAUAAAAUAGGUAAUGAGGCUGGUUAUGCAGAUGUAUUACUAAAACUGGAAGAAGUGCGAUUAAGAGGAAGAAAGCGAACCAUGGUGGGAUGAAUAAAAACCUACUUUUCUCAAAA